UUCGAGGGGCUGUUCUACCGCCAUCACGUGAGGGGAGCUCAACGCUUUGCCAGCCUAUGUAAUCGGAUGUACAGAAUACUCUGACAUCUUGCUCCCCCCCCCCCUUUGUGUGGGGACACCUUCCGAGUUCAAUCAAACAGGAAAUUGACCCCAGAUGGCGGCGAGAUUCUAGAAUAUUAUACUCACCCCUGUGGAUGGCUGAGGUCGUGUGACUGACAUGACGCUCACGACAGUGCUGGUCGCAGCGCUCCUGGUGGCGACCUGUGUUAACAAUGAUGCUCGAACCACAGAUGACGGAAGCAAACAGAAAUUCCUCUGGAAAACAGGGGCCUGGGGUUCAUGUUACGCGAUAGGAGGCUGCGGGGAGGGACGCAGGGAACGGCUCGUGUGGUGUUCGGAGGCGGAUGGUCGUACGGUGCUGGAGGUGAUGUGCGACCCACAGUCUGAGCCACCUACUAGCAAGACUUGUUUCACUGCUUGCCGCCAUCAUAGGGACAAGUUGCAGUGGCAGGUGGGGGCCUGGGGUCCAUGUCUGCCUGUGUCCCCGGCAGAUGUGAAUCAGGUGGCAGCCAUACACCAGCCCGUGGUAGGAGAUGCUCGACAUGACAACUUGGGGGUUACACAACGGAACGUGAGCUGUGUGCUCGUGUCGCAUGAGGCCACCAAGGUACAUCGAUCGGUGGACGAAGAAAACUGUUUCACAGUGGCCAGAAAGCCUGACCCUGUCCGAUUUUGCCACAUUCCACGUCCCCAGGAUUGCGUAGUUGGUCCCUACGGUGAGUGGAGCCCAUGCAAGGGCUGUCCAGCCGGGAACCAGACUCGGGUGAGAGCUGUGCUGGUGGCGCCGCUCAACGGAGGGCGGCCGUGUCCACAGUUAACUGACACUAGGGUGUGUAAUCCGCGGUCCGAAUGCCUUCUGCACAGCAAGAGCAGUAGCGUGGAGGACGGUAGCCGCUCUGGAUCGCCAGAGUACAAGCUAAAGCUUGGUGAGUGGAGGCGUUGCGAGGCGCCAACAUCAGUUGUGUCUGCAGAUCUCAUAGAAGCUCGUCUCCAGCAGCAUGGUGAUCACGAUGCCCUUUACAUCCCUGGAAGCAGUAUUACUAACAACAAUAACAACAAUGAUGUGUAUCCUGUGUCUCCUGUGCUUGGUGGAACCUCUACUGAGAGCAUCGAGAACUACUUCACAUUUCAGCCACAGGUCGGUUACCAGACAAGGGAAGUAUCAUGUCGGGAUUCCCGCGGUGCAAUUAUUGAUAUAAGCUUGUGUCUAAAUGAAGAAGCUCGUCGUAGUGAGAUGCCCUCUGAUGUUCGCCCCUGUGUUGUAGCCCAAGACUGUGUUGUGAGCCAGUGGUCUGCCUGGGUUCGAACUCAGGAUGGAUGCGUGGCUUCUUCAGGAAAAAUUCGUCCUGAAAUCCAUGAGCGGAAACGUGAGGUGGUGAGAUUACAAGAAGGUGAUGGGCAGCCAUGUCCCCAUCUGUUGGAGACAAGACACACCACAGAUCGUGACCAGCUCCAGCUCUGUGCGAAUAAAUAUCGCUGGCUGGCCUCAAAGUGGAGUCCAUGUGUCCUGACGUCUGAUGAACCUGCUUUGGGCUCAAAACUAGUGGAAGUAGGCUGUGGUGGUGGUGUACAGCUUCGGGAAGUCACAUGUGUGCAGGCCAGUCAGGGCAGCCAACCUGUGUCUGAUGAACUGUGUGAAUCUUUGGAACCAUUGCCAACUGUACAAAGGUGUGAGGUUGCAUGUCCACGUGACUGUGAGGUAGGGCAGUGGGAGCCCUGGGGGCCAUGCAUGCCUCUGGAAUGUCCUUUAUUUGGAGAUCCACCUGCUAAAGGCUAUCGUGAAAGGCGACGCAACAUUGAAGUCAUGGCAAGCUCACAAGGCCUGGCAUGUCCCAGUACAAGAGAGGUGCAGUCUUGUCCACAGCCAGCAUGCCACAGCUGGGUAGAAGGACACUGGAGCUCUUGUGAGCUGGGCCCUGGGAUGAAGAAAUGUGGAGAAGGCAGGCGUACUCGUGAGGUCACCUGUCGCUCAAUCUAUGGAGGAAUUGUGGAGGACUCUGUGUGUGCUCGUCGCCAAGUGAAGCCAAUUACAGAGGAAUUAUGCCUGCUUCCUUGCCCAUAUGAUUGUGUACUCUCACUCUGGUCUGAUUGGAGUCCUUGUAGUCACAGUUGCUCAUCUCCUCGACAGAUGGCUCUGAGACAUCGUAACCGCACUGUGAUUGCACCUCCUGGUGAAGGGGGUCAUGGCUGCCCAGAUCCAGAUGAAAUGUUGCAGAUGGAGCCUUGCAAUGUACAUAGUUGUCAUGGUUACAGCUGGUUGGCUCUACCCUGGCAAUCUUGUCACCCCUUGCCACCAUCUGAAAGGUUCAAUACAAGUUCUUUGACAACACUUGAACCGGAACUGGAUGACUAUGGCAACAGCAGCAAUGGAAACGGUAACUGUGGAGCUGGCGUGCAGGAGCGAGAGGUGUGGUGCAUGGAGGCACAUGAUAAGCGAGUGCCAGAUUCCAAUUGUCACCCACUCCAGAGACCAGUCUCAAAUCGUGAAUGUUGGCAGGUCUGCCCUGUGGAUUGUCAUGUGUCUCCAUGGUCAGAGUGGUCAGCCUGUCCCCAGCAAUGUGUGCCAGAUGCAAGUAGUGAGGUGCGAGAGGGAGAGGUGGCCCCAACACAGUCACGACAUCGGGUGGUGCUUCGGUGGCCUUCUGGUGGUGGGGCAAGUUGUCCAGUUUUGGAAGAGCUACGCCCAUGUCCUCUGUCUGGUGCCCGCUGUCGUCACUAUUUAUGGGGAGAAGGUCCUUGGUCAGAUUGUCAACUUCCAGCAACAGUGGAGUGUGGAAUGGGCUAUCGUACACGUGCUGUGUGGUGCUACAAGAACCAUCAAAGUGUUAAGGUGGAACCCAGUCUCUGCUUGGAGCGAAGCAAUGGGACCGCUCCUAGCCAGUCAGAGCCCUGUUUUGUAGAUUGCCAAUGGCCAUGUGUACUGUCUCAGUGGACAGAAUGGACAUCAUGCACCCAGGCAUGUACUACUCGUACAAGAACAAGGCAGCUAAUCGGACUCUCAGGAACACGAGCUGCAUGCAAAGAUGCUGGGCUAUUCCCCCUAGUAGAGACCCAACCCUGUCCAUGUGCUCGUUACACUCUGCAGCCCACUGGACCCUGGUCAGACUGCAUACUGGAGGGUGAUGGAGUGUCAACUUCAGUUUCUGCAAAUGGUCGAGUUGCUCUUGGUGUAUGUGGAACUGGCUCAAGGUUCAGACGCAUAGAGUGCUUGGAUGCUGAUGGGAAUCUGGUGGAGCCAAGUCUGUGUGGAGGGGAUUCAGGACUCGAGGAAGAACCUUGUCUGAUUUCGUGUCCAAGUGACUGCCACCUUAGUGAGUGGACUGCUUGGGGUGAUUGCAGUGCCAUCUGUGGACCAGGAUUGCAAAAUAGAAGCAGACAUGUUGUGCAGCCUUCUUUGAAUGGUGGGCGCCCUUGUGGAUUACUGAUGGAGCACAAAAUAUGCAGCCAAUCAUGUGAGUCAUUCCAUUGGGUGGCAGGAGGAUGGAGUGAGUGUCAGCUCAUACUGGCUGACAGGAACAGGGGUUGUGGGACAGGCGACCAGUACAGACAAGUCAGGUGCAUGCAUAUAGAUGAAGGGACAGGAAUACCUGUUGAAGUUGCUGAUGUGUACUGUGAUCCUGUGAUGCAACCACCUGACCUCAAUGCCUGCCAUGUUGCCUGUCCUGGAACCUGCGUAUUGGGACCUUGGUCAGAUUGGUCAGACUGCCCUCAGCCCUGUGAAUCUAGUCAGGAGCGGCAGAGGACACGCUCUAUUCUUCGCAGCCCUGCAAAUAAACAUGAUGCCAAGAAUCAACCCAACUGUCCACCCCUCAUCGAGGCACAAGCUUGUCACCUUAAUGCCACUUGCUUUAGCUACAGUUGGCGCCACACAGACCUGGGGUCAUGCCUGCCUCUGGGGGGCAGCCCUUGUGGGGAGGGAGUGCAGUCUAGAGCUGUAUUCUGUGAACGGAGUGAUGGGAGGCCUGUUGAAGAUAGAUACUGUGAGGCUACUGGUGAAGUGCGUCCAUCGGCUUCAGAGAAAUGGUGCUAUGUGGACUGCCCUGUGGACUGUGAAGUGACUCAGUGGAGUGCAUGGAACCAUUCUACAUGUCGCUGUGGACUGACAGGUGAUGUGAUGGUUAGGGAACGCCAUGUAGUGACACAGCCCAGUGAGAGAGGCCGUCCAUGUCCCCAGCCACUUAUCCAGCACAAACCAUGCCCUGCUGUGCCAUGCUACUCUUGGCAUCGUGGAUCUUGGAGCUCAUGUAACCUGCAGGGAGCAUGGUGUGGGCAUGGCAUAAUGUCUCGUAAUGUGACAUGUCUGCGUGAAGGCACCACCCCAGUGGAGCAACACCUCUGUCAGGCUGCAGCAACAUAUACUGUGGACCUGAAAAAUCAGGAGCGCUGCUAUGCUCCAUGCAGAGGAGACUGUCGUGUCUCAGAGUGGAGCCAUUGGUCUCACUGCCACCGCAACUGCCAGGCUGCUGAUGUAGGAGGCUACCAGACAAGAUCAAGGGCAGUGCUGAAGCCACCAACACCAGGAGGGGAGCCAUGCCCCACUGCUCUAUGGGAAACACGCCCCUGCUUCACUGGGCCUUGUCUCACGUUUGGCUGGGUGGUGUUAGAUGAUGGACGUACCUCCUGUCAGCGCUCUGAUGGUGUUAUUGUUGUGGGUGGAUGUGAAGGGAAACCCAAGCCAUGUACUGGGGAUGACUGUGCAGGUGUAGAGCAUGCAUAUUGUGACACCCAGCUGGGUGUAUGUUUGUGUAAGCCAGGAUAUGAGCCGCAGUAUGACCAGCACCAGCUGCUCCUCUGUUCAGAGAAUGGACAGACAACAUCAGAUGACAGUAAUGCUCAACAUAAGACUGGCACAACUGCCAGUGUGGUCCCUCCCCUCCACCAGGCUACAGCAUCAGAAGACAAGAUUCAGUCCCGAUUCUAUUACCCACAGGACAAUGACAUCAGUGUGUGGAUGUUUGCUAUGAUUGGGAUUGGCUGCGUGUUUGUUGUUUUCGUUGCAGUAUCCAUCUACCUCAUGUGUAAUGGCAGUUGGAACAUUGUGGGCCAUCACCACUCAGGGCAGUCCCUGCCGCCACCGCAGCCUGAGAAGCAGCAAGUGGGUGCAGACGUACCAGAAGCUAAACCUUGACAAGAACUUACUACAUGUGGUCUGUAGAUUCUGCUAUGGUGAUUAUUUGAAGUCACUGUCUGAGGUGGAGAUGGUGUGUUGAGAGUCUGGUUGCACGUUGCAAUGUUGACUGUGGUCUGUCUACUGGCUUGUAAAACUGAGGACAUGAUAAGAGAACUUGGGUGCAUAAGACCAUCAGAGAGUCACAGAUGUAAAAGUUCUGUAUAAACACAAAAGAGAUUAUUGUAUAGGUACUACACAGGAUUUUGUUGUAGUGCUCUCACGGCUUUGAAUUAAUGAAAAUGUUACAGUGUGCGUAAAGUAUGACAAGAGUGGAUGGGUAUGUUGUAGUGGGUUGCAAUUUCCCAACCGUGUUCUUUUAUUUCACAUACUUCAUUGGCCUUGAUGUUUAUUUUAUUAAAGAUUAGAUCUAUAAUUGCAGAAUUGUUUUCACUACAGAUAUUACAUUGCUUAGAGCCAGAAAUUAUCUUUUCUCAUAUUCUGUUAAACACUGGUCACCUUCAUAAAUAUGUUCAAUAAAAGCCAUGUGUCCUAAUGAGAUCUAUAUUUGUGGUGUACACCAUUUUCUUGUGUACAAUCCAUUUUUGAGAAAACAGAAAAUUUGAUUGUGCUUCAUGUAAUAUAGGGAUUAUGUUGGACCAACACGAAACAAAUUUACAUUUAUCUGAGCACUUUUAUAUAUACCUCUUCACUCAAUUCAAAACUGAACUGAAAUUUAUUCAUCAUUUUUAGAGACAAAACAUGUGGACGAAUGGACAGUACCUUACUACUUUGCUCAGUGGCCUGAGCACUUGGGGUGACUUGGAAGUUAUAUUCUGUAAGUCAACAAAAUAGAAUAGAAUUUAUGCUUAAUUUUAAGUACUUCAUACAAAGUGCAUACAAACACUGACUUUAUAUCUAAGAUAAUUACAUUUUCUCCAUACUUUUCACAUUUACCAGCAAAAUUCAUCAAUAUAAAUGACUGUGAAUUUCUACUUGCCAGGUUCAAAAGAAAAAGUAAUUUCAGACAAACAGGCAACUAUAUUUUUCAAGCCCUUUGACCUGUACAAAGUAAAAACACAUUUGCUAUGCUGUGGAUUUCUGUAAGAUAUACAUCAGUAGUUCCAAAGAACAAUGUGGAUGAGCAUGAUAAAGGAGGACCUGUAAUUCAGAUAAUGUAGAUAUACCAGCUUAUUGACCGUGUCACAGUUUCUUUUGUCAUUGGUGCUCAGUCCAUACAAAAAUGCUUCUUCUUUGAUAACAAAACAAUGGCUUUGUGGCCAUAAUUUGGUGCAGUUGGUUUAUGUAUUUUGUGAAGAGCAGACACAAGAGUUCAUACUGGAAAAAAAGUGUAAAAUUCUAAGGUAUGAAAGCAGAACUUAUAAACACUUUCCUUUUAUUUGUGAUAAUAAAUUUCUGAGAUACCCUUUUGUAAAAGUUGUAUGUUCCACUUUUUGCACAUAUUAUAGCAAUGAGCAUAAAGGCAUAUGCAUAUGAAGUAUCGAAGCACCUGGAAGCCAAUUACAACAUGAAUCAUAAUCAGAUAUUAGUCAUGCCAAUACUUUUAUUGAGGAAUGAGCAUAGAUUUGGGCUUAAGAUGCUGACAAAAAAAAUCCUUCUCUUUUCUGUUACACAAUAAAAUAAUCUAAAAUAGUUUUCUGAUUCAUGCAUUUAAUUUGAGAGAAUUAAUUAUUCCUGCAGCUGUGUAUGAAUGAGUACUUUUAGGUUUCCACGUUUGAAAUUGUUCUGCUCAGGACAGCCUGAUUUCCUCAGAGAAGGGGAGAAAGUAAGCUGCAGAAAAAAGGGAGAAUGGAUUGGAUGGUAAAGAAAGAAGUGUAGUUCAGCAAUAUGCCAACAUCACCUCUUUAAGCUAUCAUACUAUGUAUCCAAACCUGACAGCUCAAUCUGGCCCCUAUUUACAGUGUAUAUAAUUUGCUUUGUUUAGUGGAGAUGCAAAUAUUCAGUAAAUAUGAGAACUUAAAAAUUCAAGAAAGAUGAAAACACUCCACUCAAGAUAUGACAUUCACAUGACAUGUAUAUGGAAAUUUCGGUUUAUAGUUGCAGUAAAUUUGAAAUAAAAUUUGUUAAUAUAAUUGUUAAUAUAAUUAUUGACUUUUUGGACAUUAUCCAUCAUCUAGUUUUUUAAACAUUCUGGAGAUGGGACUCAGUCUUUGUCAUCAGGUAACAGCCUACUAAGUUGGGCCCAAUUGAGAGAACUAGAUGGAGAUGAAGUUCAGUCUCCAACAUGUUGUUUCUGAAUUGAAAACAGGACAAUGGAUAAUGUUCAGAAAGUCAAAAUUGUAGGUCUGGAGAUAGGGAAUAGCUCUAUUGAUUGGGCCUAAAUAAGUAUGAUUCUAUCUGAGGAAAAUGGCAGAGUGCAGACCACGAAAUAUUGUGCUCAGAAUUACUCGGUUUUUGGACUUGUUCCAUUGUCCAGUAUUCUAAAAACUAGAAAAAACAGUUUUUUCAGAAACUUUAUAUGUUUCCUCCCUCAGGUGAAAUGUUAGGACACCUACUCUGUUGGGUCCCUUAGAAAGACCUAACAUCAGUCACAAUUAGCUCCUUCUAAGGGACCCAACAGAGUAGGUGUGUCUCUCCCCCCUUCUCAAAUGAAGACGGAAAUAGAUCCAGUUUCUGAAAUGUUGUGUUUUCUAGUUUUUUAGUAUACUGGACAAUGGACGAAGUCCAAAAACCCAGUAAUUCUGAAUAUUAUGCAUCACUGUCAGAACCCUUUAGAAUCUACCAAAACAUUGUUGCAAAAAAGUGUGAGACAGUGAAAAGAAGGCAGAAGUGUUAAUGGAUAACUUAUGCAUAGCUGAAUAGAACCAAAUGCAGAAUUGGUGAACAAAUAAUGGGCAUUUUGGGGUCUGAAAUAUGAGAACUGUUCAGGAACUACAUCUUGUGGAAUAAAAUGUGUCAGAAAUAUGAAAUAAUAGUUCCGGUGUUUAUUACAAAUUGAUAAAUUUAAAGUGUGGUGUAUCUGGCAAGAAAACUAUGCUGCUCUUAGCUCAAUCAUUAAACUGAUGGAUGGCUAUGAUAGCAAAAUAUCUUGAGCUUUACAAAUUCAUUACAUACAUACUGCAUGAACAGGAACUGGAGAAGCCUAUGAUAAGCUUAUGUGUUGUACAUGACCAACAGACUGAAGCUUCAUGUUAAGACUGUCUCUUUAAACUGUAAUUUCUCUUUAAAUUUUUUUCCUUCCAGAUUGCAAUACAAGCCAUUUUUGCUGAACUCAGACACUGAAAGUGUGUUCAUUUCAGAAGUUUAUGCUCAUUACUCAGAACAUCUUCACAUUUUUAACAGUUCAAUGCAGUAUAAUUUUGCUAUUUCAUCAAUACUGUUCAACAUCUAGAGCCUUAUGUUUAUGUAAAGAAUAAUGUAUCAACUCUAGAAUGAAACAAUUACAAUUACUAUCACUAUAAGAAAGAAUAGAUCUUCAUAAGGGGCAUAAGUUCCACAUAAUUAUAAAAACAUUUGUAUUAAUAAAACUAAUUUGUAUUUUCAUCUGCUUACCUCACUCCUUCAUGAAUCAAUGAAAAUAGGUGUUAUCUGAUUCAGAAGUUUGUAGUGAUAAAAACUGUACAGGUAUGUAAUGGCAAAGGAUUGUUUUUUUAUAAGAAAUUGGAAGUUUCAUGUUAAAAUAAAGUGACUUAUUUUCUGGUAAGAUCAUGGAACUCUUGCAAUGAUAUCAGAUGACCUGAUGCAGAAAGUAAUGGAACAAACAUUGCAAGUGUUCUGAAGAAGAUAAUUCAAGGUGUUGGUGUCAGAUAUGUAAGCUUUUAUCACGUAACAAGCAGAUACUGGAAGUCAUAUAUUUCACUGAUGUCAGCUUUGGAAGUAUCAUCACAUCUAAAAUUUUCAUUUUAAUGACAUUUUUGCUGGAAAAUUAUAAUAUUGAAAUUGUAAUUAAGAUAUGGGUAACACUAAAAUUGUAUCUACUGAAAAUAAUUUAUGAUUUUAGCUUUUAGUUUUGGAAAGAGCUUUCACAAAGAAGCUUUUGAAAUUGCAUAAAGUGAUAUAUUGGGCCAAAGACGUAGCCAGGAGUGGAAAUACUUUUUUUUUUAAAUUAUAGUUGGACACUGUUUGUUGCAUGAAAGGCGUUCUUCUCUGCCCAGCUCAGAAAAAUGCUGCAAGUAAUGAAUGCUGGCAAAUUAUAAGUUUAACUAUGUAAGUUUUGAGGUUUUCACGGCGAUGACAAUGAAGAAAGUUGUCUUCUGGGUUUAGGCACCGUGUAUUCUUCGUUAUAAGUUUAACUGUUUAUUUUCUUGAAGUGUCUGUCAUCAGGUGAUUAUAUUUUUCAUUACUGUCCCCCAUCUCUGGUGGUUGGGAUAAACAACACCCCUUCCAACCCUAGAACGAUGUAUGUAAUAAUACUGUACUUGUACAUUUGUUAAAAUAUCCAGUCACAACUUAUUUUGUGGUUAUUUUGAUCACAUCAUAACAAAACUAAACUUCCAUUCAGACUAAGUGAUUCCCAACACAGACAUGUUUAAACCUUUGACUACCAAGCCCUACCAUAGAACUACCUGUUAGAAACACCAAAUCUGUGGAGGUAAAUGCAUUUACACAGAAAGACCCAUUAUACUGACUAUAUAUGUCUAGAUAGUGUGAAAGCCUGUUCUUUCCUCUAAAUAUUGAUAUAUCUUACCUAAUGCCGUCUACUGACAAAACAUCAAGCUAAGCCCUUUGGAUGUGGCAGUUUCAAUAGAAAAAAGCCAGACUUAUGCAAUCAGCUUAUGAUAUGCAAAGGGUUAAACCAUGAUUAUAUUUCAAUAUGUUACAAUUAUUAUCAGUAUCACAUUACUGCAAAUCCCACUUUUAUCAAAACUACAAGAAUAACAAGUAAUUCUGAGGGAAUAUACUUCUUUCUGGUCCUGUAACAUUGAUUAAUUAGAGCAGUGAUUCUAAAUGGAUGGAAUGCAUCCCACAGGUGGAACGUGAGAGUCAGCUGGGUGCAACAAGAGGUCUCAAAAAUAAGAACUUCCAUUAAUGGUUAGUAUAAUAGUAAAAUGUUCAUAAAUAUCAGAAUACAGUUCUUGGUAUAGGAGAAGCAUUGUUUCUACUAUUGUGGGACUGCUGCUCUUUCCACAAAGUGAAUAGUGGGGUGCAAGAUGCAUAAUAUUGAAGAUCACAAAGUUUGAUAAUUAUAUUUCUGAAAAAAAUUAAAACCUGAGCAAGACCACCCCAUAAAAACUUAAUAUUCAAAUAACGUUUGACAAAAGCCCGAAUACUAGCGCAGGAUCCAGUAGGCAAUGUCCUACUCCUAGUGGACACAUCAUAAGCACUGCAACAGCCAACCUGUGGACUAGUGGUGUACAAGACAAUAUUAUAGGUUGUGGUGUGGCAAGUCCAAAGUCCUGCCAAAUACUGUACUUAUAUUAAUAUUACUACUUGUUCAUUUUGUAUCAUCCAUUGUCAUUCCUAACUAUUGUGUGCAAGUAUCAAUGAAUGUGAACAUUUUGGUGUUGGUUCAUCACCAAACUGAGAGUAUGAGUUCAAAAUACUUCACCUGUAAAUAUACCAAACACUGUGUAAGUUUUUAUCAUUAUAUUAACUGUGUUGAUACAGAGCUCAAGGCAAUUGUAACGUUACUCAUUACUGUUGUAUUACCACUGUAAUGUUAUAUUAUGCUGGGUGUAAAUGUAACAUAGGAUGGCAAUAUAUGUUGGACCCUGCUGUGUA
Molecule: messenger RNA, 10849 nt
Organism: Cryptotermes secundus
Lineage: Eukaryota; Metazoa; Arthropoda; Insecta; Blattodea; Kalotermitidae
Product: thrombospondin type-1 domain-containing protein 7B
Exons: 30
Coding region: 218-5188 (1656 amino acids)
Source: RefSeq, a predicted model, not a curated record